AGCCUUCUGCGCAUAUGAAACGAAGCCGGUAAAAUAGUCUUGGACAAGAUGCAACCUGGUAUCAUUCUUCURAAAGAGGGCACCGAUUCCUCACAAGGAAUCCCUCAACUUAUAAGCAAUAUAAAUGCCUGUCAGUUCAUCGCAAAUGCUGUUCGUACAACKCUCGGGCCAAGAGGAAUGGAYAAACUUAUGGUUGACAACAGAGGCAAGUCAACGAUUUCAAACGAUGGUGCUACGAUUAUAAACCUUCUUGAUAUCAUUCAUCCUGCUGCAAAAACUCUCGUUGAUAUUGCCAAGUCACAAGAUGCAGAGGUUGGCGAUGGAACGACGUCUGUAGUACUUCUGGCUUGUGAAUUUCUAAAGCAAAUCAAAUCUUUCAUUGAAGAAGGUGUUCAUCCACAAAUAGUUGUUAAGAGUUACAGAAAAGCAGCCAACUUGGCCAUCAAAAGAAUCAAAGAAUUAGCCGUUCCUGUUAAGAAGGAUGACCCAGAUGAAAUGCGAAAAUUACUUGAACGAUGUGCAGCUACAGCAAUGAGUUCAAAGCUCAUAGCAACAUACAAAGAUUUCUUCUCUAAGAUGGUUGUAGAUGCUGUGCUUCACUUGGAUGAGUUACUCCCCCUGAACAUGAUUGGUAUUAAGAUGGUAUCAGGAGGGGCAUUGGAAGACUCUUUACUUGUCAAAGGUGUAGCAUUCAAGAAGACUUUCUCCUAUGCUGGCUUUGAAAUGCAGCCUAAAAAGUACAAAGAUUGUAAGAUUGCUUUGUUAAAUGUUGAGCUUGAACUCAAAGCUGAGAAAGAAAAUGCUGAAGUGAGACUUGAUAAUGUCCAGGAAUAUCAAAACAUAGUCGAUGCAGAGUGGGAUAUACUUUACGACAAGUUAGACAAAGUGCACAAGAGUGGAGCAAAGGUUGUUUUGUCAAAGUUGCCCAUUGGUGAUGUUAGGUUUUAUGAAAGUGAGCAACAACUUGACCAUCCUGGAAAGGUAUAUAUCGGCCUGUUGAAAAUACCAGAUUAG
This is a messenger RNA of Exaiptasia diaphana, 1014 nucleotides long. Its product is annotated as T-complex protein 1 subunit eta. Gene Ontology annotation, cellular component: chaperonin-containing T-complex. Gene Ontology annotation, molecular function: ATP-dependent protein folding chaperone; ATP binding; ATP hydrolysis activity. Bases 49 to 1014 code for a protein of 321 amino acids. NCBI's taxonomy places the organism in Eukaryota, Metazoa, Cnidaria, Anthozoa, Actiniaria, Aiptasiidae. The record is from RefSeq and is a predicted model, not a curated record. Gene Ontology annotation, biological process: protein folding. The transcript is spliced from 8 exons.